CUCUUGUUGCCUGCAGGAAUGUUGGUCCAGAACCGAGGGCUUUCAAGGCGUGACGCGUGCUUAAGGGUAAUGGCCGCAGCUUGAGCGUAAAUGAUGUCGAGAUAUUCACGCUUGUACAGCAGCGCAAGCUCUGCAAGAAAAGAACUGGAUCGUAGCUCGCCGGUAAUGACUCUAAUCGACCUCGAGCACCUUCUUUGCACAGGGAAGUCGUUUUUCAAUCGUGCAGACGAGGUGUGGCCCAGGCUCUAUCUUGGUGACCGGGAUUUCGCUUCAGACCACCGUGAGCUUGCUAUGAUCGGUAUUACGCACAUUCUGAACUGUGCACACGUCAACUUUCGCGGUGGUGCGGAGAACUAUGAGGGCAUGAAUAUCACAUACCAGGGUAUUGAAGCCCGUGACUCGCCCACUUUUGACAUGAGUGUCCACUUCCACCCUGCAGCCGAGUUCAUACACAAGGCACUGAUCAGCGGAGGGAAGAUCCUGGUGCACUGUGCAGCAGGAGUGAGCAGAUCAGCAACACUGGUUCUGGCCUACUUGAUGAUCCGGCAGAACAUGACUCUGGUGGAUGCAAUCAAGACCGUGAACGACCGUCACAGUAUUUUCCCAAACCGCGGUUUCUUGCGACAACUGACUGUGCUAGAUAGCACCCUUCAUCGCAGGUACAUGACCUAG
Megalops cyprinoides (Indo-Pacific tarpon) is the source of this 672-nucleotide messenger RNA. RefSeq names its product dual specificity protein phosphatase 26-like. Gene Ontology annotation, cellular component: cytoplasm. Gene Ontology annotation, molecular function: protein tyrosine/serine/threonine phosphatase activity; MAP kinase phosphatase activity. The record is from RefSeq and is a predicted model, not a curated record. Lineage: Eukaryota; Metazoa; Chordata; Actinopteri; Elopiformes; Megalopidae. The transcript has 4 exons. Gene Ontology annotation, biological process: protein dephosphorylation; negative regulation of MAPK cascade. The coding region runs from base 91 to 672 and encodes 193 amino acids.